This is a messenger RNA of Hymenoscyphus albidus, 1883 nucleotides long. NCBI's taxonomy places the organism in Eukaryota, Fungi, Ascomycota, Leotiomycetes, Helotiales, Helotiaceae. The record is from the annotation of a GenBank genome assembly.
UUUCUCUUCUCAAUAGCUGGUGAAAGUUCUUUCUGAUCUAUAAAUUUUCAAGCAGGAGUCGAGGUAUGCCAAAUGAGGUAACAUUCGAAGAAGACCCUCGAAUAGGGAUGAAUUCAACGCAUGUCUCAAAUAUGCUACUGUCUGAUUGGCUGGGUAUUGACGGCGUCAAAUAUGGCUUUUUGAAUGCGGAGAACUUCCCCGAUCGUGGAAGGUGGAGAAGUGUGCUCACUAAGUGGGAUGGGGAACUGUACAGUACCUACGUAUUUCUCGGCUACUGCAGCCUAAUAAGCUAAGAACCCCAUUCCUGGCCAGACCUCAAGAUACAAGCUUUCUUAUAUUCCAGCCUUCUCAAAGACUUGUUUUUAUAACAAUCGGCAGAAAACAAUAAUGGGGAACUUUAGUAUUGCAAGUUCUAGAGAAGCGUUCCCUGCAUUGAAACAGGAGCAAGUGUUUUUUGAUAACGCGGGAGGAAGUCAGACGUUGGGAAGCGUCAUUGAUUCGUAAGCUGUCCAAGUAAUGUAUUCCAUAACUACCAGCGUUUAACGAUUUGUUAGAAUCUGCGAAUAUCUAUCCAAAACUAAUGUUCAACUCGGAGCUACUUACAAUAUUGGUAAAAAGUCCACAUCACUUUACUCCGCCGGUUACGAAGCGGCAGCAAAAUACAUCAAUGCCACACCGGACAAUAUCGGCAAGCUUCCCACUUCAUCGAAUUUUCUUCAAUCUUACUAAUUCAAUACAGUCUUGGGCUCAUCAACAACUCAGUUAUUCCGCAAUCUCUCCUUUGCCUUCGAUUUCCCUGAAGGCUCAGAGAUAAUCUGUUCAUCCAUCGACCACGAAUCCAACAUCUCAGCAUGGGUAGACCUCGCUUCACGACGAAACUACAUCUUAAAAUGGUGGACGCCAAAGACGAGAGAGAAUCCCAAACUCCUAGCUGAAGAUCUGAAGGAAUUGCUCUCCGAAAAGACAGCUCUUGUCACGUGUACCCAUGCCUCCAACAUUCUCGGAACAAUACAUGAUAUCAAAGCAAUCGUCAAAGUAGUCCGUACGAUUCCCGAUGCUUUACUGUGCGUUGAUGCCGUGGCAUAUGCUCCUCAUCGGCAAAUCGAUGUCAGAGACCUAGGAGUGGAUUUCUACUGCUUGUCAUGGUACAAAGUAUGCAUCCCACUUCCCUUCCUGUCAGAUGCAUACUAAAGAGAUUAGGUCUACGGCCCCCACAUGUCCAUGCUCUACGCCUCAUAUACAGCUCUCAUGUAUGUCAAAUCCCUAGGCCACUUCUUCAAUCCCUCCGCUAGUCUUCAAGAUAAACUCGGUCUAGCAGGAUCAUCAUACGAACUCGUCGCGUCCAUCCCCUCCGUACUCUCUUACUUCGGACCCAACCCCACAGAAUCCUGGGCUGCAAUCGAGAAACAUGAAUUCGAACUCCAAAGUGCGCUUCUUAAUUAUCUCAAUGCCCGCUCAGAUGUCACGAUUUGUGGAGAGAAAGAUGCAGAUACGAAGAAGAGAGUUGCGACUGUUAGCUUCCUCGUGAAAGGGAGGAAGAGUGAGGAAGUUGUUGAGAAGGUUGAUGAGUUGAGUAAGGGGAAUAUGGGGAUUCGAUGGGGUGGGUUUUAUAGUGUGAGGUUGUUGGAGGAUUUUUUGGGGUUGGAGAAAGAUGGUGUGGUUAGGGUUAGUAUGGUGCAUUAUAAUACUUGUAAGUUUGGAUUCCUGCUAUCAUGGUAUGGUAAAUGGCUUGCUAAUUUGUCAACAGCGGAUGAGGUGAAAGUUCUUUUGGGACUGUUUGACCAAGUUCUUGGGAAGAAUUAGGAAAUUUCAAAUUCAUAUAUUAUGUCAGAGACUCCCAUGCAAUCAACAAUGUUGUAUCAUAUAUAUCACAAGAAUUCUAU